AUGCAAGGACCAAAUGAAACUGUUAACCAAUAUGCUUUGGAUAUCAAAUGCCUUAUUAAAAGAGUAUAUUAUUUGAACAACUGGGCUGAAUCUGAUAAAAUUUACAACUUUACUAAAGGUCUUCAUUGUGAAAUUUCCUAUCAGUUAAGACCCUACUUAACUUUUAGGAACAAUGUAACUCUUGAACAAACUAUUGAAGCAGCAAGGCAAAUGAAAGAAAAUAAUAAUGCAUAUCCUGAAGCUCUUCUAGGAUUUUAUUCUUCCAAUAUAAAUUCUGCUCCUAUAGUAAUAAAUUACAAUCAGUUUGUCUACAAUCAUACUACUCCAAAUGAUAAUAAUAACCUAACUCAAAAAGCCUUAGCUCCAAAACAAACUCCAAAACAGAAAAAACAAGAAGAAAAACAAGCAACCCUUGGUAAAGAAGAACCUAAAAACACACCUAUGAUCUGUAAAGGACAAGUUGCAGAAUGGACAAUUGACAUCAUUAUUGAUUCUGGGAUCCAUAGGAAUAAGAAAUCUAGUGAAGGAAUUAUCAAUGACAUCCCUGUGCAUUUGGGUGAUAUAGUAAUAGCAGUGAAUAUGAAAGUAAUUAAUACAAAUAUCUAUACUUUAGUAUUAGAAAAUGACUGGCUUAGAAAAGCCAAAGCAGUCAUUGAUUAUAAUCAAUCAAAAAUAAAAAUAAGUGAUAAAAACAAAGUUAUCAAAAACUCAAAAACUGAUAUCAAGGUCCUCAAAGAAAAUGCUGUUCAAGGUGGAUUAGAGGAAUUAGAAACAAAUAAAAACAAAGUCCAUAUCCAAAAAUUCUUAGCAAAUACCCACAAAUUGUUGCAAAGAAUAUUGAUCAAUUAA
This is a messenger RNA of Cetraspora pellucida, 849 nucleotides long. Lineage: Eukaryota; Fungi; Glomeromycota; Glomeromycetes; Diversisporales; Gigasporaceae. The record is from the annotation of a GenBank genome assembly.